Molecule: messenger RNA, 2602 nt
Organism: Vespa mandarinia (Asian giant hornet)
Lineage: Eukaryota; Metazoa; Arthropoda; Insecta; Hymenoptera; Vespidae
Product: synaptic vesicle 2-related protein
Biological process (GO): transmembrane transport
Cellular component (GO): membrane
Molecular function (GO): transmembrane transporter activity
Source: RefSeq, a predicted model, not a curated record
GAAGUAUGAAAAUUAAUUCAACCGUUUGUUCACCAGAUGGCAUCUCGAUAAUCGAUUGAAAAUAUCCAAUAUUCAAAUGUGUCAACAAGAAUUUCUAAAUACUCUAUAUUACGAAAUAUAAAUUUCUAAGAAUGUUACUUUUGGUAUAGUCUUAAAACGCAAUAACGUUUUUAUCCGAAAAGGAACAUUAAAAAUAAUAUAGGAUAUUAAAAAAAAAAAAAAAAAAAAGAAAAAAAAAGAAUUUUAUACAAAUUGCGAAGGCAAUCCCCUCAUCGUACCAUACAUUUACCACCGUAUAUGCAUUUACAUUCGACGCACAUUUGAUAUACGGGAUAUGUGUCAUAACCUAAACUUCACGAAGAAAUGUCACGCUCUACAUACAAAUGAGUAUAAUUUUCCGUAAUAAUAUACGCCUUACCGUCAUUUGUAUCGUCGUGUUUUAGUUUUGCUAUGUUUGAAUCGGUGCUACAAUUAUUAUUUAAAAUUUAAAGAACUUCAAGAAAAUAUAAAUACAUGGCAAAUUUGUAAUAAUGACAACUCAAAAUAGUAAAACAUCUAACGAACCAUAUCGAGAAUUAAAAGAAUCACGUGGCUCUGAAUUAAAUGUCAAUGAACAAAAUACUGGAAGAUACAAUGGCACCUUUGAAGAUAACAUUGAUCGAUCUAUUGAACUUUCCUCCAUAGUAGUUAUACCUGAUGACACAUUCACGGUAAUUCAAGCUAUCAAUGAAUUGGGUUUUGGAAAGUUUCAAGUUAAACUUUCAUUGUUUACUGGAUUAUGUUGGAUGGUUGAUAGCAUGGAAAUAACAAUAUUAAGUAUUCUCAGUCCAUCUUUACACUGCGACUGGGGUAUUUCCCGAUAUCAACAGGCUUUGACGACGACGGUUGUUUUCCUUGGUAUGAUGUUAAGUUCGACAUUUUGGAGUAAUUUAAGCGAUAGAUACGGUAGAAAGCAAGCUUUGACUUUAUGUGCAGUAUUACUAUUUUAUUAUGCAUUUUUAAGUGCAUUUGCACCAAAUUUCCUUUGGAUAUUACUACUAAGAGGUUUAGUAGGUUUUGCUAUUGGUUGUGUACCACAAUCGGUUACAUUGUAUGCCGAAUUUUUACCAGCGAAACAAAGAGCCAAAUGUGUCAUUUUAUUGGAUUGUUUUUGGGCACUCGGUGCAUGUCUUGAAGUUGCAAUAGCAUUAAUAAUAAUGCCAAACUUUGGAUGGAGAUGGCUCCUUACCUUAUCAGCAAUCCCACUUCUUAUAUUUGCAUCUAUUACGCCAUGGCUUCCAGAAUCUGCAAUUUUUGAUAUGACAACUGGUAGAAUGGAUAAAGCUUUAUCUACGUUGGAAAGAAUAGCACGAGAAAAUAAGAAACCAUUACCUUUAGGAAGAUUGAUUAUGGAUCGCUUUUAUCAAACUAAUCGCGGUAGGUUCACGGAUGUGUUAAGCAAGGAAAUGUGCAAGACUUCUACCUUACUUUGGCUGGUGUGGAUGGCUACAGCAUUUUGUUACUACGGUGUGGUAUUAAUGACCACCGAACUAUUCCAUACGUCAUCGGAACAAUGCGGCUCAUGGGCAAAUGGCGAGAAAAUAGAAAAUACUUGUCAAUUAGAAUGUCGUUUAAGGCGAAGCGACUAUAUAGAUCUUUUGUGGACUACAUUGGCAGAAUUUCCAGGAAUUUUUUCUACUGUAUUUGCAAUAGAAAAAAUAGGAAGAAGAAAGACUAUGUCAUGCCAAUUGGUCAUGUUUUCAAUAGUUAUUUGUUUUUUGGGAAGAGCUUGUUUGUUAAGUAGAGCAGUAUUGACCAUAGGAAUAUUUUUAGCAAGAGGAUUAAUUGCUGGCGUAUUUCAAGCGGCAUAUGUUUAUACGCCAGAAGUUUAUCCAACGCAUUUACGUAGUAUAGGUGUGAGCGCGUGUAGCGCUAUGGCACGAAUGGGUGCUAUGAUAACGCCAUAUAUAGCGCAAGUGUUUUUACAAUGGUCUAUCACAGGAGCUAUGGCAAUAUAUGCUGUUGCCGCGUUAUGCGCAGCAAUUGCUACGCUUGCCUUACCUGUUGAAUCUAAGAAUCAAAAUUUAAAGGACUCCUCUAAUAAUACUAAAUAAUUAAAAUUGGUUUUUCCGAAUUAUACAAAUAUCAUUGAUUUUAUGAUCAUAUAUGUAUUUAUACGACAGCAGCUAAUAUUUAUUUAAUACAAACAUAUUUCUUACUUUAUCCAAAUAAUUUAAUUACACGUUUCUAUAUUUACAUAAACAUCAUGCUUAUAUAAUGCAAGUUGAAAGAUACAAUAAUUAAGUUUGAUGUACGUGUGACGCACCAAGACUGAAAUGAAUUUUAAUAUACAAUGAAGGUGCCAAAAUAUAUUUAUUUAUAUAUUUAUGCUGAUUUCUAACUACUUAAAGCAUAUAACAGUUAUAGGAUAUAUUUAGAUGAAAUUGUAUUCUCUUUGUAAAUAUUUAUAAAACGGACAAAUAAUAUUUGCAAAAGAUUUAGUUGAUAUUACUUACGUACUUUUUUAGGAUAUCUUCAAAAAAAUUCUGACGAAUAUAUAUGCGUAGGUAUAAUGUUUAUAUUAUGUUUACACAUCGUUAAGUACAAUAUAAGAAAUAAUUUA